Messenger RNA from Danaus plexippus (monarch butterfly), 5021 nucleotides. RefSeq names its product RRP12-like protein. The record is from RefSeq and is a predicted model, not a curated record. The transcript is spliced from 20 exons. Bases 78 to 4139 code for a protein of 1353 amino acids. NCBI's taxonomy places the organism in Eukaryota, Metazoa, Arthropoda, Insecta, Lepidoptera, Nymphalidae.
AUAGAAAAUAAAUAUUCUGAAACCACACCACCACGUGCCUUCUAUUUUGAUUUAACGUCGCUGAGAAAUAUAUAAAUAUGGCUAAAUUUAGAUCAAAACUCAAAGGAAAAUUGAAGGGGAAAAGAUGGCAAAAAGGUCAAUCGUCCAACUCAAAUCCAAAAACUCAAAAAUACAGGGAGAUGGCAAAAUCCCGGUUCUUCCAAGAAAAUUUAAGCAACGCUGGCUUGACUGAACAAGCGGUUCUAAAACAUGAUGCCCUCAUGACCUAUGGCCAUAGCGGUGGCAAAGAAAAGUCAGAAGCUGAAACUGAGCUGACCAUAGCUAAAGAAUUUGAAACCAUGUCCGUCCGAAGUGACAACUCUGAUACAGAAUAUUCUAAGUCAAUGAGAUCUGGUACAUUCAAGACAUUUCAAACAUUUGCAUCUGAUUGGAGUCAAUGCUCUAAUAUUAGUUUCAGCAAAUUACUGACAAGGUUUGAUACCAACAAUGCUGUCCAUAAAGACAUGUUAGCGGUGCUUGCUGCCGUCACAGAAGUCAUUAAAGAGCAGGGUGGUAAAGAAUCUACUACUGAAUAUUUUGCAGCUCUGAUGGAAACACUUAAAGUUUCUGAAGACGAAUCAAGCUUAGUGGCAACACUAUCACUUCUAGCUAUGGGUAUUAAAUCGGUACCCCAAGCAGUGCUUAGAAAACAAUUCUCUGUAUCAGCAUCUAUAUUCUCUGAAAUCCUGGAGAAGAAUGCUCAAUCAGAAAAUGGUACUUUGCUGAGAAGUCUUAUCGGAUGUCUGUCAGUAUUAUUAAGAUCCCAGGAGUAUGCUCUGUGGGGUGAUUCAUCUACAAUGAGGGUUUUUGAAUUUGUACUCGCAUUUACUUUGCACUCAAAACCUAAGGUUAGAAAAGCAGCUCAACAUGCAGUUACGGCGAUCUUAAGGGGCAGCUGUUUUAUGAUACCUUCAGAAGACCAAAAUGUUAAGGUCCCCAAGGUCCACCCGGCGGCGAGCCGUGUGUCUGAAUACUGUCAGUCCCAGCUGAGUGCUGAAGCCCUACUCGCUGGUCAUAAGUCCGUACUGCACACUCUCACAUUACUCAGGGAUGUGUUAUGUGUCUUCAAUAAGGAGCAUAUUAAGGCAAACUGCGAAUCAAUUCUAUCAUUGAUGACGCACAACAACGUGUACAUAAAGACGUGUUGCCUCCACACUUUCCACGCCCUGUUCUCUGCCCCCCGCGACUAUAGCAAUAUGUGGGGAGGACUAGCCGUUCAACUCACGAGGGCCCUCAUGGCUGCGAGGCCCCCCGCCAAUGAUACAGGUCAAGUUCUCGCCUGGGCCACCGUCCUGCAAUCUGCAUAUGGAUGUCUUGCUGGCCUCGAUAUAGACUUGUGCGUGCCACUGGUCCCUCAAUUCGUGAAUAUCUGCGUGUCGGAGCUAUGGUUGUCGGACGUGGCGGAGGUCAACGCGGCAGCCACCAACGCGCUCAAAGCUGUAUUACUGGACUGCGUAAAACCAGCCCUUGAGACCGACAUGAAGCAUAGGAACCACAUUGAAGCUGUAUUCAAGACAAUCAGUUCGGGCUUAGACAAUCCCUUCAACCAGGCUAUUAAACAUGUUAUACUUACUAUUGCUGUCUGUUUCGAGAUAGGGAAUGAGAAAGUGGAGAAUGUUCUGGAACAGCUGCUGAAGAAAUUAAAUGAUAGACGCGAAAGUCACAACUUCCACAAUGAAAAAGAAGCCGAAUAUGCUACAGGAUGCGCUGUAAAGUCACUCGGACCGGAAUUCGUACUACGAAUAAUACCACUGAAGGAUGGUGAUAGCAUCAAUAUAGAUCGAAGUUGGCUGUUGCCCGUGUUGAAGGAAAAAGUAACAAACUCGAAUCUGAAAUUCUUCGCUACGGAAAUACUCGAAUUAGCAACAUUCUGCAGGAAAAAAUCCCGUGAACUAUCUGACAAGAACGACACUACCGGUUCACAUACUUAUGACUUAUUGUGCAAUCAAUUUUGGUCUCUACUGCCAAGUUUUUGUAACUACCCGAAAGACAUAAAGGACAAUUUCAAAUAUCUAGCUAAGGUCCUGGGUAAUGUGUUGAAAGAAAAUCAGGAAUUUAGACUAUCAGUGAUGCAGGCUCUAAGAAAGUUAAUAACCUGCACCGAAAAUGAUGAAGAAGAUAGAAAAGAAAUGGCCAGAUUUGCUAAGAAUUAUGUGCCGAUUUUGUUGAAUAUUUACAUGUCCCCUGUUAAAGGCAGUAUGGCACAGGGACAGAGACUAGCUGCUUUGGAAACUAUACAAGUAUAUCUAACAAUAAGUGAUCAAGUUCUAAGAGAGGAACUCUUCGUUAAUGCUCUCCAUCAACUAGAAGCGUCAAAAGGGGACCACUUCCAAAGAGAAUCUAUAUUGGAUGUUAUUCGACUUCUUGUAUUGUACCAGACUUCUGAGAAAAUUGAGAAUCUCUUUGACAACUGGGUCUAUCCACUGUGCGAAACUGUAUUGGAAGCUCCGAAGAAAUAUAAAAAGGCUAGAAAAGAGGAAGGUGAAGAGAAGACCCAACAGUUGAAAUAUAAAGAUAUGGCGAAAUUAAUUGAAAUGGAACAUAAGAAAGCUUACAGAAUAUUAGAGGAAAUAUUCAAAAGUGAUAAAGACUCUUGCAAAGAAUUUGUGACCAAUAAUAAUAAGAAGAUAAUGAAAUUACUAAUGCGCUCAUUGAAUAAGGCAGCUGAUAGCAGUAAAGGUGCUAGGUUGAGAUGUAUAGACCACUUGAUAUCAGUCUCCCCUAAACUAACAUCAGAACACAAGCUUAUCAAGAGUGCUCUAGCAGAAGCAAUCAUCUGUACAAAGGAUAUCAACUCUAAGUGUAGACAGUGCGCCUUCACAGUCAUUACUAGUAUUGGAAAUGUUCUGAAGGAACAGGACGGAGGAAUACAAUCCUUCAUAGACCUUUUAUUAAGCGGUGUGUCAAGUCCCCGUGUGACAUCAUGUUCCCUACGAGCCUUAGCUGCGGCAUUGUUCAAUUUCUAUGGAGAUAUGGAGCUGACCGCUGUCCAGGGUUUAUUGGAGACUGUUUCCAAGCUGAUGAUGGAGAGCAACAGGGAGGUUGUCGCGGCUGGAAUGAGCUUCUUGAAGGUAUACACAAAGGUUUUGCCAACCGAAGUACUAGCUGGCAGUCUGCCUCUAAUAUUCAAAACACUAUCAUCUAUAAGCGACGACUGUAAACGUUAUUGCCGACUAGAAAUAGGCUACUUCCUGAGCAGGAUGAUUAGGAAAUUUGACGCCGGUUUCGUGGAGAAGCUGAUACCGCAGCAAGAUGAAAUUAUGAUGAAGAGACUCAGGAACCUGAGGAAGAUGGAGAAUAGGAAAAACAGGGCUAUGGACGGAGAGAGGGACCAAGAAGACUCUUCGUCAGAGUUUGACGUGAAAGGAACUUCGAAAACAUUGGACGACAUUCUCAAAGACUCAGAUUCGGAACUCGAACUAUUUGAUGAGGAAGAGCGACCAAGGAACAAGGUAAAGAGCAAAACAAAAUCACGUAAUCAAGCUUGGAUUCAAGACGACCCAGAUAAUAUUGUGGAUCUGGCUGACGUUUCUUCCGCCAGAAAAAUUACAGCCACGGAUCCUAAGAAGAAACGUGACGCAGCUGAAAUAAAGCAAAAGAAGAAAGAUGGCGGCUUCAAGACAGCCCCGGAUGGCAGACUCAUUAUCAGCGAUGAUAUGUUCGAUGAAGAUGGUGACGAAGACGAACAGCGUCCGAGCGGUGAUGUGGACUCAGAUACCGACGACACUGACGACGAGUCCAAAGCAACUAACCUUAUAAAGCCGGGUGUAAAGCGUCGAUACGACGACAUUCUCAGUGUAAAGAGCGGUCGUUCAGGACAUAGUCGCGCUUCCACGGCACGGGCCUCGUACGUGGCCGGUGGACGGGGUAUACACAGACCCCUAAGCUCAGCGGCUUCUGUUUCCUCGAACGUGGGAUCCGAGUAUCGUUCCAAAAAGGCAAAGGGUGACAUCAAGAAAAAAGGGAAACCUGAUCCCUACGCGUAUCUACCUAUGUCAAGAAAGAAUCUUAAUAAAAGAAAGAAGACGGUUACAUCGAAUCAGUUCAAGGGAGUUGUGAAGUCUAAGUCGAAAGGCAGGAUUAUGAAGAAGGCUAAAUAAUUAAGAAAAAUCCAUUAUGAUAUAAAUAUUAUAUCCAUUGAAAUAGAACACAGUUUAAAAUUAGAAUUCAUAAAAUUGAUCUUAUAGUAAAAACUUUCAUUUUACUUUACUGUCUCUGACAUCUAUUACAAUUGAUUUGUGAGAAAAAUAAUAGAUGAUGUAGACGAACAUGUCGAGAGAAUGCGUUACAGUAAUUAAACUUAUUCAAUAUUAUAAUUUAGUUUCGUAUUUUAGAUAUAACCCAUGAUUGUUCUGGAUUCUGUAUUGAGAAAUAUUUUUUUUAAAAGGGAUUACAUUGAAUUAUCACUGUCUUAGAACAGACGUGUACCAUUGUUUUGUUCAUACAUUAAAUACUUUAUUAUCAAAUUAUUUACCACCUUCCAUGUCCUUGAUGUAUUAGUACCAAUACUAAGAAAAGGAAAUUACUUUAUACAAGAUUUUCUAAUAAUCUUAAUGAGUUAAAAUCACAAAAUUUACAAGCUUAAAGCAGAGGAUGGGAUCUAUAGCCCAAGCACAUCAAAUCAUACUUAUUAAAAGUUUCAAAAUUAUCCGAAUUCAUAACGUUUUUCAGCAAUUAUUUUUUGUAUAGUUUAAUGGACAGAAUGUAUUUUUUUGGAUAUUUGUUUCCCAUGAAACAAGGGAAAAAUGUUAUCACUCUAGUGUAAAAUACAGAAUGUAAGCAAAAAAAUCAAACACAUAAUGAAUUACAUUGCGUUAAAAUUAAGAUUUAUUAUUGGAUGUAGAUUUACUAAAAAAUAUUUUUGGAUUUUAUUGUCCGAUUUUAAAAUAUAAUUAAAAACAUGCGGUUUUUCUAUCUUAUAGAGGUUUCAAAGCUAUUCGUUGUCUUGUUAGAGUUAUAAUAAAAUCUCUUAUAAAAACAUA